UAUUUUAAAGUAAAGCAUCUUUAACUUUAUUUAUAAGUUUCCAAUAAUACCCUCUCUGCUUUUCCCUGCCACCAUUCCCCUCGCUCUCACCCCCGGCUAAGCAACCCAAACACAACGCUAAAAACUCCGUUAACUCUCACUGGCAGAAAAGAAUCCCAAAGCCAAACAGAAAUUACCUCUACAGCACCUAUACCUAUACGUAUAUUUCUGCUACGGAGAUUUAUUUAUUCAAACACCUAGGGGUCGCAUGGAAACCAGGGGAUCAUUGGCGCAGGCAAGAAGAAAGCUAAUGCUUACACCUAAGGCUAUUGUACACCAGAAGUUUGGAAACAAAGCCUCUUAUAAGGUAGAGGAAGUAGAUGAACCUACUCAAAAUGGAUGCCCAGGACUGGCAAUCCAUCAGAAGGGUCCCUGCCUUUAUCGUUGCAUCUUGGAGCUUCCAGAUUUUUCUGUUGUGUCAGGUUCCUUUAAGAAGAAGAAAGAUGCUGAGCAGUCUGCUGCUCAGAUGGUGUUGGAAAAGCUUGGCAUCCAUCCUUCUGCAGAUAGUCCCACAGCAGAGGAAGAUUGGACAGAGUUGAUUGCUUUUAUCAAAUUUAUAUUCUCAAAUGAGUUCCUUUCAGUUCUUCAUCCUCUGAGCAGUCACUUCAAAGCAGCUUUGUGCAGAGCUGGUGAUCUUAAUGGUUCAGUUCCUGCUUCUGUUAUUGCUAUAUGCGAUGGGAAGCCUAGUAAUCUCUGCAAAAUAAUUAAUCCUACAGUGGAGUCUCAUCCUUUCUUGGUCUUAUCAUAUAUUAUGAGCGCUGCUGCAGGAUUACCAGAGUUGGUUAGUCCUGAGGGACAGCUUUCGAUUCAGAGGAAAGAUCCUUAUCAUCCUGAUGUCAUAGAAUUAUCAGUACCUCAACAAUUAGGUGUUGCUGAAAGCAUAUCGACUAUGGCCAUAUUUAUACCAUGUUCACCUGAAAAGGCUGUUGAACCAUUGAUUCUUAAUAUUUCAUCAACAGAUUAUUACCUUGAUGUUAUUGCACAAAAACUUGGAUUAUCAGAUGCCAACAAGGUUUUGAUCUCGAGGACUAUUGGUAAAGCUUCAUCUGAAACAAGGUUUUACUUUGCUGCUCCUGAGUCAUAUCCACUAGAUAUGUCAUCUGAUCUUCUAAAUGCUAAAGUUGCUACGUUUGGAGGACCUUUGAAUGCAAGGGCCAGCUACAUUUGUAGCCAAGAUAUAUAUGGUGACACAAUUUUGGCAUCCAUUGGUUACACUUGGAAAUGCCAAGACCUUUUUCAUGAAGAUGUCAUGUUGCAAUCAUAUUACAGGAUGCUUAUAAGUAAAAUACCAAGUGGAGUUUACAAGUUGUCCAGAGAGGCAAUACUUGCAGCAGAGUUGCCCCUGACAUUUACUACAAAGUCAAACUGGAGGGGUUCUUUCCCGAGAGAAAUUCUCAGUUCAUUCUGUCGCCAGCACCAGCUAUUAGAACCUGUCUUUUGUGCCUCAAGCAUUCCUACAAAAGCAUCAACGGAGUUGUCAAGAUCAAACAAGAAACUAAAGGUUUCAGAGUCAGCUGAGCAAGAGACAGAGUAUGCAAAUAAAAAUGGUGCUGUUGAUGCUGAUGCUAAAUCAGUGGGGUUGGGAAGCAGUUUUACUUGUGAAGUAAAAUUAUAUUCUAAGUGUCAAGAUUUGAUUUUGGAGUGUUCACCCAAUGUUUUGUAUAAGAAGCCAAAUGAUGCUGUCCAGAGUGCUUCUUUAAAAGUUUUAUCAUGGUUGAAUGCAUAUUUUAAGGAUAUAGAUAUGCCUUUAGAGAAGCAAAAACAAUCAGCCAAUGUAUUUGAUAUUAAGUUUUAUCCUCAAAAUUUUUCCAAGGAAGUUGUACGAUGCCUAUCUGUUCAUAACUGUCAGCAUAAUAAAACUUUGGGAGGCAAAGAACCUGAAUCAACCAGUAUUAAUAUUCUAAAUGGUGUGGUGGAAAAUGAUGUGAGUUCUAUAAAUAUAGAAGGUCCAGAUUCUAGUGUUUUUCCAUCUAAUGGGUCCCUUUUGUGUAUGUGUUAUUCUGUAUCUUUAGUGACAAAAGGUAAACUUCAGAAAGAGCUUCUUGAAAGUAUUGAGGAGUUUGAGUUUGAGAUGGGGACUGGGGCAGUGAUUCCCUGUCUUGAAGCUGUUGUCACUCAGAUGUCUGUUGGCCAGUCUGCUUGUUUUUAUGCAGAGUUGCCUCCUGAAGAUUUGGUUCUGGCUGCGGCUAAGGAUUCUGCAAAUGCUGUUGCAUUCUUAUCUUCACCCUGCUGCUUGGAGUACUCUAUCAUUUUGUUACGGGUGAUAGAACCCCCAGAAGACAGAAUGGAACAGGCUCUUUUCAGCCCACCACUUUCAAAGCAACGUGUAGAAUAUGCCCUGCAGCACAUUAAAGAAUCUUGUGCUACUUCUUUGGUUGAUUUUGGAUGUGGCUCUGGUAGUUUACUGGAGCCUUUGUUGGAUUAUCCAACUUCUUUGGAAACAAUUGUUGGUGUUGAUAUUUCACAGAAGAGUCUUAUCCGUGCGGCAAAGGUUCUUCACUCAAAACUAACCAUGAAGUCAGAUCCUGAUGCACCAUGUAGGAGUAUAAAAUCUGCAGUUCUUUAUGAUGGUUCUAUCACAGAUUUUGAUUCUCGGUUGUGUGGAUUUGAUCUUGGCACGUGCUUAGAGGUGAUUGAGCAUAUGGAGGAGGAUCAGGCCUGCUUGUUUGGUGAUGUUGUGCUCGGUUUUUUUCGUCCAAGGAUUCUUACUGUUUCGACUCCCAACUAUGAAUACAAUGUAAUACUCCAGAAAUCCAAUAUAACAAGCCAAGAAGAUGAUCCAGAGGAGAAGAUUCAGUCACAAUCAUGUAAAUUUCGCAACCAUGACCACAAGUUUGAGUGGACGAGGGAGCAAUUCAACCAUUGGGCAUCUGAAUUAGCAAUCAGGCACAAUUACUGCGUUGAGUUCAGUGGGGUUGGUGGUUCUGCUGACCAGGAACCGGGAUUUGCUUCACAGAUAGCUGUCUUUAGAAGGGUUUUCCUGCCCGAGGAUGAUGAUCUUCGGGAGGAGCAAGUAGAUUCGGCAUGCCAAUACAAAGCUAUAUGGGAGUGGAAUAGAUCUAUAAGCUCCCUCUGACAAAUUAAACAGAAACAGCCAUAGAAAAAGAUUUUGCUUUUAGUUUGAUAGCCAGGCUAGCAGGUUGUAACACCAAAUUUUGAACAUGGUGGUGAAGUAUCCAUUAAAUAUAUGCAUCUUUUACAUGAGCCUAAAUCUGCAAAUAUCAGGAAACUCUUUAGUACAUCUAACUGACGUUGAGGAUAUGUGGAACUUGAACGUGUCAAACAUUUACUCUAUUUUUUCUUCUUAAAUUUUAAUUACUUUCUGCUAUUGCUGCUGGUGAGCAAUGGGAAAUACAGAAAUUAGAGGAAGCUUUGGAGGCCAUCCAAAAAUGCCUCAAGCCUGAAGAGACUAAGGUCAUUGCAAAAUGAAUGCAAGAAAAUCAUACUUCUCUUGUAACUGCAUUUCAAUGCUGGUCGGUAACGGAGCUUUCUUGGGAGGUGGAGGAAAGGAAGAAAGUUCAUGCCUUACGGCUUGAGCAUUGAACUCAGGAUUA
This is a messenger RNA of Durio zibethinus, 3593 nucleotides long. Its product is annotated as small RNA 2'-O-methyltransferase-like. Gene Ontology annotation, molecular function: RNA methyltransferase activity; peptidyl-prolyl cis-trans isomerase activity; O-methyltransferase activity. Lineage: Eukaryota; Viridiplantae; Streptophyta; Magnoliopsida; Malvales; Malvaceae. Gene Ontology annotation, biological process: siRNA processing; RNA methylation; piRNA processing. The record is from RefSeq and is a predicted model, not a curated record. Gene Ontology annotation, cellular component: cytoplasm; nucleus.